This is a messenger RNA of Homalodisca vitripennis (glassy-winged sharpshooter), 1672 nucleotides long. Its product is annotated as protein croquemort-like. The transcript has 11 exons. Lineage: Eukaryota; Metazoa; Arthropoda; Insecta; Hemiptera; Cicadellidae. Gene Ontology annotation, cellular component: membrane; cytoplasm. The record is from RefSeq and is a predicted model, not a curated record. Gene Ontology annotation, molecular function: scavenger receptor activity. The coding region runs from base 160 to 1623 and encodes 487 amino acids.
GUAAAUUGACAGUCACAAGUAUUUUUACAUAUUUAUUGUAUCUAGACUACCUAUUGUUCAUUAAAUUGUAUUGAGAAUCAUUUUGUGUUUUAGCAAUAACACUGUAUAAUAUCUUGAAUAAUAUUACUGAAGUGUCCAGGGCUGUAAGGAAUAACUGCUAUGGCACCUGAGAAGAAACACCCUCGAGUGGUGAACUGUUGUGGUUACAAACAGACACUCAACAAACAGAAGCUCUGUCUUUGUGGAUGUGGUUGCUGCUGUCUGUUGCCUGCCAUCGUGGUUGCUGCUUUAUGGUCCUCUAUCUUCUUUUACUUCCUCAGCUGGCAAUUCGCUCUAUCACCGUAUUCCAUAACGUUCAACAUGUGGAGGGAGACCCCGCUGCCGAUGUACAUGAACGUUGUUCUUUUCAACUGGACGAACCCUGAUCAAUCCCUCCAUGGUCCUGAAAAACCUGCUUUCACUGAGAUGGGACCUUAUGUCUUCAGUGAGCACCACUCCAAGCGGAACAUAGUGUGGAACGACAACAGCACCAUCACAUUCUUGAAUCGCAACGAGUGGCAUUUUAUGCCAAACAUGUCGUCUGGCUCUCUUUCUGACAUUGUUACCAACCUCAACACUGUUGCCAUGAUUCUUGGCUCAAGAUGUCACAAUCUGGGAAACCUUACAGAAUCUGUGGACAACAUAUUCAAGAAGGAAGGGAGUCUUAUUGUCUCCAAGAGUGUGGAAGAUCUCAUCUUUAAUGGCUACAGCGAUGCUCUCUUGCAGAACGCUGACUUGCGAAAGUAUCUCCCAGACUUCCCUGACUAUGACAGAUUCGGAUGGUACUAUCAGCGUAAUAUGUCUUCUACAUUUGACGGAGUGAUCACAAUGUACACUGGGCAGAAAGACAUCGAGAGGCUUGGUCUACUUACUAGUUGGAACUAUGAAACAAGCACAGGCUGUUACCCGGGAGAUUGUGGACAGGUCAAAUCAACGAUUGGUAAUGUGUUGCCUCUCUCCACAUUCAAACAGCCCCAGUUCACGCUCUUCAAUACUGACAUUUGUGGAGUAUACACCCUUGAUUACGAAAAACUUGUGGAACUAAACAACAUACCUGGGGUCCAGUACCGAGCCACCGAGUCCAUGUUCAGCAACAAUGAGACUUGUUAUUGUCCUCGCCAAACAUGUCCUGCUUCUGGUGUGCGGGAUAUAUCGGCCUGUAAACGAGCCCCCUUGUUCGUCUCCCUGCCCCACUUCCUCCAUGCAGAUCCCAGUUACUUGGAGGCAAUCAGUGGACUGGAACCUAACGCUAGUAAACACUCGUUCUUCAUGUCACUUGCUAAUCUUACGUCUGUGCCACUGGUUGUACGAGUUAGGUUACAAACAAACUUGCUCAUGGAACCGAUACCAAACAUGACUUUUUUCAGUAACUUAAGUAGAAUCUAUAUGCCAAUGUACUGGUUGGAUCAGUAUGCUAUCCUGACUCCUGACUUGGCAGCUCUGAUGCAUCCUCUCUACCCCUUCUCAAAGUGGGGAGGCUGGUGUAUCCUCUUGAUCAGCGGAGGCGUGGGAGCCAUCCUGCUUCUCCUGGGGAUAGUUCUCCGCUGUCAAGACACUUCAGAAUCUGUUUCCUUGCUUGAAUGAGAACUGUAGAAUGUGUAUUUCUUGUAAACAUUAUACAAUUAAAUUUUGA